UGUCAGGUUCAACUCCAGCCAUGGUUUCCCUGUGGAGGCUGAUUUGGACACCAGCAUCUUCCAGCUCAAGGAGGUGGUUGCCAAGCGACAGGGAGUUCCAGCUGACCAAUUGCGCGUGAUUUUUGCAGGGAAGGAGCUCAGGAAUGACUUGACGCUGCAGAACUGUGACCUGACGCAGCAGAGUAUUGUUCAUGUUGUUCAGAGUCCACAGAAAAGCAGUCAGAAAAAGGAUGAGGCGGAAGAUAGCCAUGCUGGAGGUUCUCUAAAAGGCUUGGAAAAAGAACCUGAAAGUCUAACUCGUGUGGAUCUCAGUACCAGCAUCCUCCCAUCACUCUCUGAAGGGUUAGCUGUUAUUCUGGAUACUGCAAACAAGAGCAUUUCUCUUCCCUCUGACAAAUCAGGUGCUGCUAGUUACAACAGUUUUUAUGUUUUUUGCAAAAGUUUCUGCCAAGCUGUGAAACCUGGGAAAUUGAGGGUCCGCUGCAGUGUAUGUAAACAAGGAACACUGACUUUGGCAAGGGGUCCAUCUUGCUGGGAGGAUGUGCUGAUUCCAAACCGAAUUACAGGUGUUUGCCAGUCCCAAAGUUGCAAUGGAAACAUAGCGGAGUUUUACUUCAAAUGUGGAGCACACCCAACCUCUGCUAGUGAAACAUCUGUGGUUUUGAACCUCAUUACAACAAACAGUCGCCGUAUCACAUGUGUAACGUGCACAGAUAUUAGGAGUCCUGUGCUUGUGUUCCAGUGCAUGCAUCGCCAUGUCAUUUGCCUCGACUGUUUCCAUUUGUACUGCGUGACUAUGCUGAACGAUCGUCAAUUCAUCUAUGAUCCUGAGCUUGGUUAUUCCCUCCCUUGUGUAGCUGGCUGUCCAGACUCCUUGAUUAAAGAGCUUCAUCACUUCAGGAUUCUGGGAGAAGAGCAGAGCAGAUCUAUAGGGGGAUCUUCAGAAAGUUACAACCGCUACCAGCGCUAUGGGGCCGAGGAGUGCGUGCUGCAGCUGGGGGGAGCACUGUGCCCCACUCCCGGCUGCGGGGCAGGCUUGCUUCCCGAACCAGGAGAGAGGAAAGUUGUGUGUGAACCAAGCAACGGACUAGGCUGCGGGUUUGUGUUCUGCCGUGAAUGUAAGGAAGAGUACCAUGAAGGGGAAUGCAGCCCUCUCCUUGGCGUGCAGGGAGCUGUGGCCCAGAAGAGAUAUGUGGUUGAUGAACAUGCAGCUGUGCAAGCCCGAUGGGAAGAGGCAUCUAGAGAAACAAUCAAGAAAACAACCAAACCAUGCCCCAGCUGCCAUAUUCCAGUAGAAAAGAAUGGUGGCUGCAUGCACAUGAAAUGUCCUCGCCCUCAAUGCAGGUUCGAGUGGUGCUGGAACUGUGGCCUGGAGUGGAACAGAACCUGCAUGGGAGAUCACUGGUUUGACUAACAGCUCUGUGGCACCAACGCCAGCUGGCGUCUUAGCUGCUACAGUUUGCUAUUAUCAGGGUCAAAUUGUUUCUUAAACAAAGCUCCCACUGGUUUCAGGGACAAGGAGUUCAGAACUUGGCCCCAGUUUGUUUGGUUUUGCUUUCUUGCCUAUGAAGUCAUACCAAAAUCACAUUGAAGUCAUUUCAGGAGUUUUACAUCCACUAAGUAAAAAGAGUAAUUGGUUUUAUCACCAGAUUUCCUCAUUGUGAUACAAAGAGGGUUAAAUUUCACCAUCCUGUACUUGUGUGUUCCCUCAGUACAGACAACACAGUGCUACCAUGAGGAAAUUUGGCUGACAUUUAUAGUCAGCAAUUCAUAACUCUUACAAGACAGAGAAGCCUACGUGUGUGUGUGUGUGUGUGUGUGUGUGUGUGUGUGUGUGUUUGUGUGUCAAAGGGGACAGGGGAAAGGAGGUUCUCUGCAUUAACAUUAUUUCUUAACAAUUUUUUUGCAGAGGGAAGACUGUCGUUCUUCAGUGGUUUCUCAGGGUUCUUUCCCAACAGGCUCUUGCUUUUAAACCAAAUUGUCAUAGAAACAUCUAGCUUAAUGCUGUAUUUUUGUUUAUGUAUUUGUAACAUGACAUUAAAUCUUUUUCCAUACUGAUUACAAACUACGUUACUAUUGCAAGAUUAGUUAAGGAUGCAGCUUCAGCUUUAACUGUGAAUGUUCUUGCCGUAGUAACUGGGGCUGACUAAGUAUUCUGCAAGCUAGACUCACAGGGUUUCAUCUUUCCUGCACUUACAGCAAAGCUUUGGACAUAGCAAGACGAGGGAGGAGGAGACUUCUCAGGGGUUAUUUUCUCCAUCAUCAUUCUCAGAAAUUGAAUUAGAAUAUGGAUAUAUUCCUGAAAAAUAUAUUCGUAGCUCAGACAACAUGGGGCAGGGGAUUCUUUAAUUUUACAAAGUUAAUAUAGUAAGACAAAGCUCAAUAUCAUUUCCAAGCCUGAAUAAUCUUACUGUUUCAUGGGAGUUACAUUGUCGUCUUACUCUAAAAUGAAACAGGUACUGUCCACAUCAAUGCAACAUGUAAUGAUUUGCACAACUUGAUUUUGCAGAAAAAAGGUACAAUAAAUAGUCAAAAAUUCAUGCUUUAUUUCUGUCUUUUUUCAUUUGAAUACAAUGCAAGCAAGUGCAAAGAUGUUGGGCACACUGGCUGAGGUAUUUCCUUGACUGCCUCAGAUUCCCAACUAAGAAUCCGGCCCUUUGAUUGAAAUUAUUAGAAGAACAUAAUUUAAAGGCCAUGGACUGCUUGCAUCUAGUCUGAAUUAAUAUUUUGUAUCGCCUGACUGUAGAUUUCUGAAAAUAUUACUGUGCCCUGUGUCAGUCAGCAUAGAGAUGAGAAGCUUGACAGACAAAGAAAUCCCAGGCUCACUACAAAAAUGCCCACCUGUUAAAAGCAGCAGAGUAUUCAUCUAUCAUGGCUAGAAGUUGCAUAAAAAGUCUGAGGAAAUGGCAAGAUGAAGAAGUGAGGUACCCAAAACAAGAGAUUGAAUAAUAAAAUGAAAUGCAGAUAAUCUAAGAAAAUGCAGUGGGAAAGAGAGGAAGUAGCAAAGACAAGACUAUGGCCCAUUCUUAAUGGCCAUUUUCCUUUUGGCACCAGUGAACUAAAAUAUAUGCAGAAGUAGCUACAUUAAAAUGUAGGGGUGCAAUAAAAAAUGCAAUAUAUCUCAUUUAAGUACAUUAUCUCAAUGGAGAUAUUUUACUGUGAGUUCUGAUUAUUUCAUGAUUUGAUUUCCUUCCUGCACUUGUGUCUAUUUUUUAAUUUGCAUGGCAUGCAAUUAUAAUGCAUAUUUUCCUUUUAAACUGUGUGAUAUGGGAGCUCAUCACAAUAUUUGAU
Messenger RNA from Rhea pennata, 3291 nucleotides. RefSeq names its product parkin RBR E3 ubiquitin protein ligase (gene PRKN). Gene Ontology annotation, cellular component: endoplasmic reticulum; mitochondrion; Golgi apparatus. The record is from RefSeq and is a predicted model, not a curated record. Bases 746 to 1414 code for a protein of 222 amino acids. Gene Ontology annotation, biological process: regulation of mitochondrion organization; regulation of apoptotic process; protein polyubiquitination. The transcript has 12 exons. NCBI's taxonomy places the organism in Eukaryota, Metazoa, Chordata, Aves, Rheiformes, Rheidae. Gene Ontology annotation, molecular function: ubiquitin protein ligase activity; ubiquitin conjugating enzyme binding; zinc ion binding.